This is a messenger RNA of Xyrichtys novacula (pearly razorfish), 2418 nucleotides long. The record is from the annotation of a GenBank genome assembly. NCBI's taxonomy places the organism in Eukaryota, Metazoa, Chordata, Actinopteri, Labriformes, Labridae.
AUGCUCACAAAACGCAGCGCGGUGCACUUGCUCCUCUCCUCUCUGAACCCUCCUUCCCACGAUCCGCCCACCAUCUCGGGACUGGAGUCACGUGUCCCCCCCGCCUAGUGUCUCUCUGUGAGCCGACAGCACCACAAAUCAAACUCAUCCAGCGCCCGGCGGAGAGAGAAAGGAGGAUGAGGAACGGAGAGGUGAACACGGACAGAAAGCCGCUUGGACGACGGAGAGUUAUAAUGGAGAACGUUUGAUGGAGGAUGCGCGCUGCAGUGAUCCGAAAUGCUCCCUCUGUUGCCCGCAGAGGAGGGGUGUGAUAAGGCGUCUGAGCAGGACGGGAGAUGAGAUACAGACUAUUUCGGAGACCCUCUUCGUCCUGUGAUCUCGGUGUAGGGGGUGUGUGGGACGUGGGUUGCAGAGCUCAAACCUAAACUGUCGAUUGGGGACAGUUUGCGCUAUCUUUUUUUAAACCUGCAGUAGAUCUGUGGGUGUACGAAGAGACGGGUGGUCUUUAUCAUGAGGGCGCUUUCAGCAAACUUGUUCGCUUUCCUUCUCCUGUGCGCCCUUGCAAGUGUUUUUUAUGUCUGGAGCGCGUUAGAGAGCCGCUUGGAUCGACAUAAACGGAGGUUUGCGGGGUCUUUGAACCAAGGUCUCCCUGUGGACCUCUCUGCCAAAACUUUCCGGGUACUGCUCGCCGUCCCGGCGGCACAAAGACCGCGCUUGGGGGGCAGACUUCAGGCGCACAACCUCACGGAUCAAACCGUCUCUGCAGGAAGUCGAGAUUACCAUGUGAAUGGGGAUAACAAGAGGUCAGAACGACGGGAGGGCCCGGUCAAGUUGGGCUCCCCGGUGGAGGAUGGGAUAUUUUGGAGCGAAUGGCUGGAGGAUCUGCUCCCUGCGGGCUUCACUGAGGAAUAUGCUCAGGCGUGGAGAGACAGAGCGAGGACACAGCCGGUGGUGAAGCUGGAGCCCGGAUGCGGCAGGAUAUCCAACCAGCUCGCCACUUUUGCAGAUGGGACCAAAGCGUGUGUGCGUUACGGGAUCAAUGCGGAUCAGGUGCAAGGAGAAACUCUGACUUAUUACCUCGCCAGUUUGCUCGGUAUCACAAAUCUGCCUCCUCUCAUACUGUCCCAGCUGAGCGCUGAUAGUGAACAAUGGGAUGCAGUGAGGGCGAGAAUAGACGGUUUACAGUGGAGCGAUGGAGCCGUGGUCUCUCUCACUAAGUGGGUCUCAAACCUGACGGGGGUGGUCACACCUGCUCCGCUCAGACAGGAGAGCAGCGGGCUGCAUCCUGUGCUGCACGAGCUCUGGAACAAGACGACGGCGGAGCUGUUGGAGCUGAUGCAGUGGUCAGACCUGAUCAUUUUCGACUACCUGACCGCUAACUUCGACAGACUGGUCAGCAAUCUGUUCAGCCUGCAGUGGGACUCGCGCGUAAUGGAGAGGGACACGAACAACCUCCUAAAAACACCACGCGGUGACCUUGUGUUUAUAGACAACGAGGCCGGGCUCGUGCACGGGUUCCGGGUGCUGAACAUGUGGGAGAAAUAUCACAGUACAGUGCUGAGCUCAGUGUGUGUGUUCAGGAAAAGGACAACGCAGCGCGUGGCGGAGCUGCACAAGCGCAGAGACUCCAGGAAAAAGCUCCUGGAGCUCUACAGGGACAGCGAGCCUUUGUCCGUGGAAUUAGGAUUUCUCUCUGAGGAACACGCCGCUGUUCUCCAGGACAGAAUAGACAGAUUAUACAAACACAUUUUACACUGCAAAGGAAAGUACAGCCAGCUGUGAGCGUUCAGCACAGGUGAUAGAUUCGUCGUCUGCACGGUGUUAUGAAACUGGCAAACCUGUACUCAACUAAUGCGCAUUAAUCUUAGCUGUCUUGAAUAUCCAGCAGAACUACCUCUUGUGAAUAGAAUGUGUUGCCUACUUUAUAAAUGAGUAAAUUUGACACAUGUUUAUAAGCUCCUCAGUUUGUCACUGUCCUCUCACAGAGAGGAAUGAGUAAGGCCAGUUGAUCCUGUCCUAGUUCACAUUUCUUAUCCUUCUACUUAUGACUAGAACUUCAUAACGCAGCCCUUCCCCUGUAUCCCGGUUAUUGCCUUCUGUUUAGUUGUUCUAACGGUAAACUCCCAAGCCUUAACUUAAUUUGACUUUUGCAAAAUUGGAUUUCUGUUAACAUGUGGCUAGCUUUUUCAAAGAAAUCUUUUUGCAUAGUACAUUGACACAGCAGCACCUGCUCUUGUUUAUGAAUUGCAUUAAGCCUUAAACUCACAGGUGUAUGGUACACUCUGUACAUGUUGUAAGUAUGAUGUAAAUAUUAUCCAACGACCUGUUUUGGAAAAUUUGUGCUCCACUUAUUUAAUGUGCAUUGUAACAUUCCAACUUCUCUUGUCCUUUUUGAUAAAACACUGUUAUUUAAUUUGA